This is a messenger RNA of Ricinus communis (castor bean), 4489 nucleotides long. RefSeq names its product pentatricopeptide repeat-containing protein At3g24000, mitochondrial. Gene Ontology annotation, biological process: RNA modification. Gene Ontology annotation, molecular function: RNA binding; protein binding; zinc ion binding. The transcript is spliced from 3 exons. Lineage: Eukaryota; Viridiplantae; Streptophyta; Magnoliopsida; Malpighiales; Euphorbiaceae. The record is from RefSeq and is a predicted model, not a curated record. Bases 281 to 3193 code for a protein of 970 amino acids.
AUGGUAUAAAGAAUGUUUGUGAUGCUGAAAAUUUCUAUUUAAUGUUACAAGCUGAUAGCAGCCUCAAAAGUCCAUCGACUCUGAGUAUAAUUUAGCCCGACUUUUAAGUGAAGUCGUUCGAGAUCAAAAAACAUUAUCGUUUUAAGUUUUCUAAGCGAUCGUUUCAGCCCCACAGUGACUUGGGCACUUGGUUGCCACACACAGUUUGUUUUGGUUAUUAGUUUGAUGCAUUUUUACGCGCCAAAAUUGUUCCAAGAAGUGAAUUUUAGUGUUUAAAUUAAUGGAAUUCGACUUUAUAGCUCUAAAAAUGCGCGUUUCCUCGCCAGCUUUUCAAUGCUUCUUUUUACCCAAUCGCCCAACUUACAUUUCUUCAAUGAAGUUGUAUAAUAAUUUCCAUUCAAGUUCAGCUUCAGUGAGAGUAAGAUUUUCAGGUUGCACUGCUGAUACUGCUCAGGAGGUUAAUAAAAGGAUACCCAGAAAGUUAUCAAGUCCUAAUUGGUCAUUAAUUGAUAAAAGCGAAACAAAUGAAAUAAUAAGCUUUGCUUCGAAGGAGGUAUUAAAGCGGUAUUCCGGGAUGCUGCGCGAGUGUGCUUCAAAAGGGAAUCUAAAUGAAGGAACAGCAAUUCAUGGGAAUGUGAUUAAAAGUGGAUUAGAGCCAGAUUCCCAUUUAUGGGUCUCUUUGAUAAAUUUAUAUGCAAAAUGUGGGAGCUUGGCGUUUGCACGUAAGGUGCUUGUUGGAAUGCGUGAACGAGAUGUUGUGUCAUGGACUGCGUUAAUUGCUGGGUAUGUGAGUGAAGGAUGCGGAAGUGACGGUGUUAAGGCGUACUGCGAAAUGAGAAAGGAAAAUAUAUGUCCUAAUGAAUUCACAUUGGCCACUGUUUUAAAAGCAUCCUCUAUGUGCUCAGAUAUAAAAUUUGGGAAGUUAAUUCAUUUAGAAGCUAUAAAAACCGGGCUGUUAUUGGAUUUGUUUGUUGGUUCUGCACUUGUUGACCUUUAUGCAAAGUUUGGUGAGAUGGAACUUGCUGACAGAGUGUUCUUUGGGAUGCCAGAGAAGAAUAAUGUGUCAUGGAAUGCUCUGCUUAAUGGUUAUGCACAAAGGGGGGAUGGCAAGAGCGUAUUGAAGUUGUUUUGUAGGAUGUUAGAGUGUGAAAUGAACUUUACUAAUUACACUCUAUCUACUGUAUUAAAGGGUUGUGCGAACUCUGGGAAUUUGAGGGAAGGGAAGGCUUUGCAUUCUUUGUCAAUCAGGAGAGCGUAUGAGCUUGAUGAAUUUCUUGGUUGUAAUCUUGUUGAUAUGUACUCUAAAUGCGGGAUGGCAUACGAGGCAUUAAAAGUUUUUAACAUGAUAGAAGAGCCUGAUAUAGUUGCCUGGAGUGCAAUAAUCACUGGCCUUGAUCAGCAGGGCCAUAGUCAAGAAGCGGCUGAGCUUUUUCACCUAAUGAGACAAAAAGGAGUUAGACCCAAUCAAUUUAGCUUUGCUAGUGUUAUUAGUGCUGCUACAAAUGUAGGUGACCUGUAUCUUGGUCAAAGUAUCCAUUGUUGUAUAUGCAAAUAUGGAUAUGAAUCUGAUAAUUCAGUUGGCAAUGCACUGAUCACGAUGUACAUGAAAAGUGGAUUUGUGCAAGAUGGUAUCAGGGUAUUUGACACAAUGACAAAUAGGGAUUUAGUUUCAUGGAAUGCUCUUUUAUCUGGGUUCUAUGACUUUGAAACUUCUGAUCAAGGCUUAAGAAUCUUCUGCCAGAUGCUUAUGGAAGGCCUUGUGCCCAACUUGUACACAUUUGUUGGUGUUUUAAGGUCUUGUUCGAGCCUUUUGAAUGUGUGGUUUGGAAAGCAAGUACAUGCUCAUAUCAUAAAGAACAGUCUUGAUGGUAAUGAUUUUGUUGGAACAGCUCUGAUUGACAUGUAUGCGAAGAACAGAUGUUUGGAAGAUGCAGAUGUAGCUUUCAAUAAAUUAACAAAUAGGGACCUCUUCACCUGGACGGUCAUCAUUGCUGGUCAUUCACAAACUGAUAAAGCAGAAAAAGCUGUCAAGUACCUAGGCCAGAUGCUAAGAGAGGGUAUAAAACCCAAUGAGUUCACUCUGGCCAGCUGUUUAAGUGGAUGUUCACGAAUGGCGACCCUGGGAAAUGGGCAACAGCUACAUUCUCUGGCAAUUAAGUCUGGACAUUCUGGUGAUGUAUUUGUCAGUAGUGCACUGGUCGAUAUGUAUGGGAAAUGUGGGUGCAUGGAAGAUGCUGAGGCCAUUUUUAAGGGCUUGUUUUCAAGGGACACAGUUGCAUGGAACACAAUUAUUUGUGGAUACUCACAGCACGGGCAAGGGCAGAAGGCUCUUGAAGCCUUUAGGAUGAUGUUAGAUGAAGACAUUGACCCUGAUGAGGUCACUUUCAUAGGUGUUCUUGCUGCAUGUAGCUACAUGGGUUGGGUUGAAGAGGGGAAAAAGCAUUUUGAUUUGAUGAGCAAAGUUUAUGGAAUUACUCCUUCAAUUGAGCAUCAUGCUUGUAUGGUUGAUAUUCUUGGUCGAACUGGAAAAUUUAAUGAGGUUGAGGUCUUUAUUGAGGAAAAGAAGUUAGCCCCGUAUUCCUUGAUUUGGGAGACUGUUCUUGGGGCAUGUAAGUUGCAUGGAAAUGUUGAAUUUGGUAAACAAGCUGCUGAGAAACUCUUUGAAUUUGAACCUAAGAUGGACUCCAGUUAUAUAUUGCUAUCAAAUAUUUUUGCUGCCAAAGGUAGGUGGGACAAUGUGAGAAGCACCAGGGCUAUGAUGUCUACUCAGGGUGUUAAAAAGGAACCUGGGUGUAGUUGGAUAGAGGUUAACGGUCAAGUCCAUGUCUUCACAUCUCAAGAUGGUUCACAUCCAAAAUCAAUGGAAAUCUACACCAAAUUAGAGGAGUUAGGGCAAAAAUUGACUUCCAUAGGUUAUACACCAAAGACGGAAAAUGUGCUUCAUAAUGUCAGUAACAAAGAAAAAAAGGAACUUCUUUACCAUCACAGUGAGAGGUUGGCUCUUGCUUUUGCACUUAUAAGCACCAGUCCUGUUAAACCAAUUCGGAUUUUUAAAAAUCUUCGUAUUUGUGGGGAUUGCCAUGAUUUUAUGAAACUCAUGUCAAGCAUCACAAACCGUGAAAUAGUUGUCCGUGACAUCAAGCGUUUCCACCAUUUUAAGAAAGGCACUUGCACUUGUCAGGAUUAUUGGUAAUUUUGCUGUAGGGUUAUGCGAUGCAAUUGAUGGAAGGUUCGUCUUGGUCAAAUGCUAUUUUUCCUAUUCAUAGUCUCUUUGCUCAGAGCAGUUAUCACAACUUGAAACUUCAUGGGACAUUCUGAUUGAUGCCUUAAGAUGGUUAUUUGAGGAGAUGUUUUCAGGAAACAAGAUGGCCUCCCAGCACUGAAGGCCUUUGUUCCAAUGCCAUAGCUGCGGUUAUGGCCAGACUGCAGUGAGCUUUGAGAAGCCACUGCGGAUUCCUCAAUGCAAGAGCAAGAACCUAACUAAUGUUUCAUUGAAUAACUGAUGACCAUUUGUGCACAUCAAUCCAGCAUUCAGUUAAACUUUUCAAGUCAUUUUGACUCUUUAUUCAUUCUAUCCUAUUUCAGAUUUUGCUGCUUCUUGUUUUAACCCUUUGAGGGUAGUGCUUUAGCCUAUAAUGACAAUGGCAACUAAAUCCUAAAUUUGGUGCAGUUUAUUACUAGUAUUGUCACGCUGGAUGCUAAAUAAGAGUUCUAGUUUCCACUCUUCCGAGUCGUGGAACACUGUUUGUUGGCAUGCUAUUGGAUUAGUUGCAGAACCUGCUGAAAUCAGUGCUUGCAGAAAUUUUUCAUGUUUUUCUGCUGAUGUUCCUCGGACAGAAUCACAAAUGCUGAUUUAGGUGCAUCCAUGAGAAGCCAUGUGACGUGAGUUGCUCUAGUGUUUCAGCCAUGGGGAAAAAGUGUGUUCCAACUUCAGCAAUGUUGGUAAGCCAGUUCUCUGGGUGGGGUCAAAUUUAGAGGUUUUUCUUCUUGAAAGUCAAGCAGCCAUCUUCUUCUUGGGAGGAUCAAGGACAAUGCCCUUAAGACCCUUUUACAAGGCUUUACAGGGUAAAUCUGAGAGUCUAGAGGUUGUACUGGAAGGCGCUAUGCAGGUUGAUGAUGAGGAGCAUGAACAAUUUGCUGCCGACCAGAGCUCUUGUCCAACAAGUUGAUUCAUAGUUGUGGAAUUUAUUUAAUUUCUUUUCUUUAAAAUAAAAAUAAAAGCAUAUAUUCAGAUUCUAGUUCUACAUGCUGAUAAUGAGAAAUGAGCAAGUGAAAUUGAAGUUCGCUCCUCACUUUAAUGGCUUGUGAUAAAUGUUGUUGGGAAGAUUUAGACCUCAAAUUACAUGUUUAACUCCGUUAUUUCAAAUCAAAUAAUGCCUUGAGUUCUUCUGGUUGUAUAAAGGCAUUAAGGCGCAGAACCACUGUAUUGUAGGAAGAUAUUAUAGGUUUCUUGUUUUUCUUUUGACAGGGCUUAGUAACUUAUCUCUAA